Molecule: messenger RNA, 900 nt
Organism: Aspergillus mulundensis
Lineage: Eukaryota; Fungi; Ascomycota; Eurotiomycetes; Eurotiales; Aspergillaceae
Product: flavin reductase family protein
Exons: 1
Coding region: 1-900 (299 amino acids)
Molecular function (GO): FMN binding
Source: RefSeq, a predicted model, not a curated record
AUGGACUCCUCAAUCACAACAGGCGCCUACAAAAUCGUCCAAGACGUUGGCAACUUCACCGAAACCGAAUCCACCCGACCAGACUUCAACCACCACUCCGACACGCCCAUCAAAGUCACAAAGUCGCCGUACCCAAACUGGCAAUACGGGCAGGGCGUCCCAGAUGACAACAAAAGCGCCCGAAACACCCACCACGAGAUCGACCCCUACGCUGCAACCAGGGAAACAGUCUCCAACUACCGCCUGCUCAUCUCAGCCAUUGCGCCGCGCCCAAUCGGGUUCGUGAGCACCGUCUCCGCACCAGAUGAGAAUGGGAGGACGGUCGAGAAUCUCGCGCCGUUCAGCUACUUCCAGCUCAUCGAGCACGACCCGCCGACCUUCGUGCUGGGCUUCUCUGGCCGCCCGGGCCGCGAGAAGGACACGUUCCGCAAUCUAAAGCAAACGGGGGAGUGUGUGAUUAACACGGUCUCGGAGGGAAUGAUCGAAGCCGUGAAUGCGACGUCUAUCGAUGCGCCGUACGGCGUGUCGGAAUGGGAGAUUUCGGGUCUUACGAAGGCGGCUAGUUCGACUGUUGCUCCGGCGCAGGUACGGGAGUCGGUGUUCUCUGUUGAGGGAAAGGUCGUGGAUGUCAAGGAGUUUGCGCCGCAUGUGCCGGGGAUGAGUGGUGCGGGUGUGGUGCUUAUCCAGGCGACGAGAUUCUGGGUCAAGGAGGGGGCUGCGAAUGAGGAGCUCAGUCAUAUUGAGCUGGAGGAGUUGAGGCCUGUGGCGCAAUUGGGGGGGAUUGCGUAUGGACGGAUUACGUCUGUGUUUGAGAGGCCGAGGACGAGGUGGGCGGAGGAGGUGGGGAAGAGUGAGCUUUUGCAGGAGUUGGAGAGGAGGCAGAAAGACCAAAAGUCAUAG